AUGUCCUCCAAAAUGCAUCGUGCCACAACUACAGCACCCGAACUGGAAAAGGUGUUGGAUGAAACAAAACGCUCACCCUUCACAGCGCGCCUCUCGGCAGUCCACGUUCGUCAUGUUAACAAAGUCAAGUUAAUACCGUACAAUGGUCUUACCGACCCGAAAAUCUUCCUUAAGUCAAUGUACAUUGCUAUCAACGGUGCACAUUUCUCUACUGAAGAAGCGAUGCUGGGAGCUGCCAAAUGUUCCUAUCGAGAGCUUACGUCUGUAUUCCUGCAACACCACUCGUUUUUCAUGAUCAAGGAAGCUACAAACGCUGACUUAUGGACCAUGUUUCAGAGAGAUAACGAACCGCUUAGAACGUUUAUCGAGAGAUUCAAGAAGGUCGUCUCAAACAUAGCUAUUAAAGACGACGCGGCUAUCGGAGACCUUCGAAAUGCGUUAAUGUUCGUUUCACGGUUUCGAGAAGAUCUUAUCAUCGCUCGACCAUCAACUUUUGACGAUGCUUUGCACCGAGCCAACCGUUUAUAUCGAGAUUGA
This is a messenger RNA of Arabidopsis thaliana (thale cress), 537 nucleotides long. Its product is annotated as Gag-Pol polyprotein/retrotransposon. The record is from RefSeq and is marked reviewed. The transcript is spliced from 2 exons. Bases 1 to 537 code for a protein of 178 amino acids. Lineage: Eukaryota; Viridiplantae; Streptophyta; Magnoliopsida; Brassicales; Brassicaceae.